Molecule: messenger RNA, 250 nt
Organism: Staurois parvus
Lineage: Eukaryota; Metazoa; Chordata; Amphibia; Anura; Ranidae
Source: the annotation of a GenBank genome assembly
CACCAUAAGACGCACCUGACCAUAAGACGCACCUAGGUUUUAGAGGCAUAAAACAAGAAAAAAAAAUAAAGACCAGAGACUGCAGACACAGUACAGGAGAUGACCAGAGACUGCGGACACAGUACAGGAGAUGACCAGAGACUGCAGACACAGUACAGGAGAUGACCAGAGACUGCAGACACACAGUACAGGAGAUGACCAGAGACUGCAGACACAGUACAGAGAUGACCAGAGACUGCAGACACAGUAC